Molecule: messenger RNA, 1135 nt
Organism: Teleopsis dalmanni
Lineage: Eukaryota; Metazoa; Arthropoda; Insecta; Diptera; Diopsidae
Exons: 3
Coding region: 270-1013 (247 amino acids)
Source: RefSeq, a predicted model, not a curated record
AAUUAUGUAUAAUUAUUUUUAGUAAUACCUCAAAAUUUUAUUUUAAAUUUUCGUGCACUUGGCACUACUAAAGUAUGUUCCAACUGUCAUUUCAAGAUUUUCUACAAUAAAUACAAUCCACAAAUGUUUGUAAUGUCAUCCACAAACAGGUGCUUUGCAUAAAAAUUUAAAAGAGAAAAUGUUAAAGAACAUUUUAGAGAAUAUCUAGCAUUCUUACAGAUUUCCUGAGAAAUAUCAGAGAAAAUUAGAAAACACCGUCAAAUGUUAAGAUGAUUACAAUUUUAUGCAUAAGUGAUCUAUAUAACAAACGGGAGUAUUUUAGCAUUGCAAUUGAAUCAGAGCUGAAGCCACUGCCGUCGGUUAAAAGUCGUUUUCUUAGAGACACCAACAAUAAAAUACUCAGUUUGAAAGGUUUAGAACUGCAAGUCGAUGGAUAUCAAGCAUUUUAUAUAUUACGUGAGCUGAGGGAGUUCAACAAAUUUCGUCAAUUAAUAUGUACAAAUCCUGCAUUUGAAAAAGCCGACAUUCUAUGUAUAAGCAUAAUUCAACCAGAAAAAGAUGUAAUCGAUUAUAAAUGGAAUCAUAUGUUGUCAUACAUUUUGUGGGAACAUAUUGAAAUGGAGCACCUCAUGUCUUGGUUAUCUACGUUAGGAGGAGGCUUUUCAGCGUUAGGAGAACAAUUUAGUAAAUUUGCUGAAACAGCAGGUCGGAUAUCGUUGAAACAACUGUCUAUUGGCAUGCGCCUUGGUGAUCCAUUUCUGCAAGCACGAUGUAAACUAUAUUACAGCAUAUCACUCAUACAAACUGGACGUUUAAGGCAAGCAAAACACUUAGUACGUCAGCAAUAUACAUUUGCUAAAACACAAAAAGAGAUAGACAGCCGCUUGGUAAAAAUGUGCCUAGGUAUUUGGCUGCGCAUACAGUAUGAAUACAGAAUAAGAAUGGAAAAAAAAGCACUGAAGCAAAACCUGCUAGGUGCCGGAGACUCAAUUUAUGCUAUUAAAACAAGCUGAACAAUAUCGUAUAUAUAUGGUGAUAGUAUUUUACCUGAACGGAACAGGCUGGAGAAUUAUACAAUUUUUAUGUUAUAGGGAUCAAAACUAAUUAAUUGAAAUAGACAAAAUAAUUUGUAAAU